Molecule: messenger RNA, 1515 nt
Organism: Penicillium cataractarum
Lineage: Eukaryota; Fungi; Ascomycota; Eurotiomycetes; Eurotiales; Aspergillaceae
Exons: 1
Coding region: 1-1515 (504 amino acids)
Biological process (GO): transmembrane transport
Cellular component (GO): membrane
Molecular function (GO): transmembrane transporter activity
Source: RefSeq, a predicted model, not a curated record
AUGGAGGUCAAGAAAGACCCAGCAUACACUAUUGAUGAUGAUAAUCUAUCGUCUGCAGAGGGACAAUUCGAUGUUACCAGCGCUGCAUAUCGUCGACUGCCUGAAUCCCUUCGGGGACUGGGUGAGGAUGAGAUUGCCAGGCUGAACAAGAAGAUUGUCCGAAAGAUCGAUCUCCUCGUCCUUCCUACCAUCGGUAUUCUCUAUAUUCUCAACUACAUCGACCGGCAGAACCUUGCCUCUGCAAAACUUCAGGGAAUCACCGACGACCUGAACAUGACAACCGAACAGUUUGCGACAGCCGUUAGUAUCCUGUUCGUGGGCUAUCUGCCUUUCCAGAUUCCCAGCAACCUGCUCAUCACGAAGAUCUCUCGCCCUGGAAUGUAUAUAUGUGCUGCCGUGGCACUCUGGGGCUGCAUCUCUGCUGCAACAGCUGCUGUCCAGAGCUAUGGUCAACUUCUCGCCGUCCGAGCCAUUCUUGGAGCAGCCGAAGCCGUCUUCUUCCCCGGUGCUAUCUAUUAUCUCUCUGCCUGGUACACAAAGGUCGAGCUCGGCAAGCGAAUUGCUGGCUUGUAUAUUGCACAGCAAGUGGGCAAUGCCUUUGGCGGCCUCUUCGCUGCUGCUAUCUUACAGCUCGACGGUGUGCAUGGUAUCCGCGGCUGGCGAUGGCUUUUCAUCAUUGAAGGCAGCGCUACGGUUGGAAUCGGUGUCAUCUGUGCUUGUAUCAUGCCAGAGUUCCCUCACAACAGUCGCAUCCUCUCUUCAGAACAGCGUGCCCUCGCUGUAUGGCGUAUCGAAUCCGAAGCUGGUGCAGCUGAGGGAACUGAAAAGGAGAGUGUGCUUCGAGGCUUUGCCAAAGCCUUGUCCGACCCCAAGCUGAUUCUCCUGAUUCUCUGCAACAUGCUUUCCCAAGUCCAGGGGUCCAUUGCCAACUAUUUCCCUACCUUGGUGGCCUCUUUGAACUUCUCCCACACUAUCAGUCUGCUUUUGACCGCACCACCAUACAUCCUCGCCGGUGCCGUCUAUUAUGUGAUCAUGUACUACUCCGAUCGCAAGAACACCGUCUACCCACUCAUCCUGAUGUGCAUUGCCAUAUCAGUCGCCAUGUACAUCAUCUCGAUGACCACACUGAACGUGGGUGCACGAUACUUCUCAAUGGUCAUCCUACCAUUUGCCUCUGUGGGGCCUCAGCUUCUUCUAUACAAGACCAUCAACCUUCAUCUUGCACGUCCCAUCUCCAAACGUGCGGCUGCCUCUGCCUUGGUCAACGCCAUUGGAGGUACAUCGAACAUCUGGGCAUCGUAUCUGUACUAUUCGUCGCCGCAUUUCUAUGCGGCGUUCGGGGCUCUCAUGGCCUCUGCGCUGUUGCUCGGCGUGACUAUCACUGCCUAUCGCUGGCUGGUCCUGCGUGAGAACAGGCGAUUGGAUUCUGGCGAUCCUGAUGAGAUUGCAAAGGCUAUCAAGGGCGGUGUUACCGAGGAGAUGGUGCAACUCAAUUGGCGAUAUGAAAUGUACUAA